CCUUGAAACCAAUUUGAUAUAUUCUCACUUAAAACAUUAAUCACAACAUUUGACUCUCUCUCCUCUCUCUAGAACCCAAGAAAAACAAACCAGCGGUCAGUGCCCAAGAACAAAAAGAGUCUACAGCAACAUUACACACACCUUUCAUUCAUACCCACCAAAACCAAGAUCUGGGCUGCAAGAAAAAUGGGCCAAAAGUCACUGAUCUAUGCAUUUGUAGCAAGAGGGAGUGUCAUAUUAGCAGAGUACACAGAGUUUAGUGGCAACUUCAAUUCUAUUGCUUUUCAGUGUCUGCAGAAGCUGCCUUCUUCAAACAACAAGUUUACUUACAAUUGUGAUGGGCAUACGUUCAAUUAUCUUGUUGAUAAUGGCUUCACUUAUUGUGUGGUUGCCGACGAAUCAGCCGGUAGACAAAUUCCGAUUGCGUUUCUAGAACGCGUUAAAGAUGAUUUUGUGUCUAGAUAUGGUGGUGGAAAGGGUGCUACGGCUCCUGCUAACAGCCUUAACAAAGAAUAUGGAACAAAGUUGAAGGAGCAUAUGCAAUACUGUAUUGACCAUCCGGAGGAGAUCAGCAAACUGGCUAAGGUGAAGGCCCAGGUUUCAGAAGUCAAAGGUGUUAUGAUGGAGAAUAUUGAGAAGGUUUUGGAUCGUGGAGAAAAGAUAGAGCUUCUGGUGGACAAGUCUGAGAACCUUCAUCAGCAGGCACAGGAUUUCAGGACUGCAGGCACACAGAUCCGUAGAAAAAUGUGGUUUCAGAAUAUGAAAAUCAAGCUGAUAGUGUUGAGUAUUCUGAUUGCCUUGAUCCUAAUCAUAAUACUGUCUGUCUGUCAUGGUUUUAACUGUUGAAAUUGAGCUGCACCUCUCUGGAGAACUCAUUGGAAAAAGCAGCCAAGUACUGAUUUUGUCAAAGCUUGUAGUUAAAUGCUUGAAUAUACUUGUGUUAGUGUACUUUGUAUGUCGUAAGAAACCAUUCACCUAAAUUUGCUUCAGACAUUUGGGCUGCAAGAACUUGCUAAAACGUGCUUAGUAUAGAAAAGCUGCUCAAGUUUGAGGUACUCUGAUAAAAGUUGCUUUCUUCUCUAUGUUAAAUCCCUAACUGUUGGCAACAUUUCGUAUUGGUACAUACAUCCGGGGAUUUAUUUGUA
This is a messenger RNA of Daucus carota subsp. sativus, 1145 nucleotides long. RefSeq names its product vesicle-associated membrane protein 722. Gene Ontology annotation, cellular component: membrane. Lineage: Eukaryota; Viridiplantae; Streptophyta; Magnoliopsida; Apiales; Apiaceae. The record is from RefSeq and is a predicted model, not a curated record. Gene Ontology annotation, biological process: vesicle-mediated transport. The transcript is spliced from 5 exons. Bases 187 to 846 code for a protein of 219 amino acids.